UCAGCUGUGAUUGGACACAGUUGAUCACAUGGUAACGAGCCACUGUGAGUGGCCCUUUGCCCGAUCUCUGUGAUUGGUCACAGCUUGUCACAUGGUACAAGGCUGUUGUGAACUUGUACCAUGUGACCUCUGUGAUCAUUCACAGAUUUCACAAGUAGUAAGCAAUGAUGUCAGGAAGUGACAUCUUGUUUACUACUAUUCAUGUGAUCACUGAUUGGCCAAUCAGUGAUCAUAUGAUCGGGACCUCACACAGAGGUCCCGCCCAGCGAUUGGUGUUCUGUUGUGUGCUCCCAGGGAGCAUGCAGAGGCAGGGAGUGCGGAGGCCGUUUAUA
Messenger RNA from Staurois parvus, 332 nucleotides. The record is from the annotation of a GenBank genome assembly. Lineage: Eukaryota; Metazoa; Chordata; Amphibia; Anura; Ranidae.